GAAGAUAAAGGAAAGAUGAGCUACUUCAACUAUUACUUUUAUAUAGCAAUAGUUUCUUGAUAUACCCUUUUAUCAAGAAAUAAAGAAAAGGGGGUUAUACAAUUACAGUAGUAUAAAAAUAGAAAAAGGAAAAAAGAGGUGGGUUUUAUGAGCUAAUGCUGAAAUUGGGUUCCUCCAAUAGCAUGGAUCUUGGGAAAUCUUGGAAUAGUAGUAGUUGUGUCAGCACCCAUAGUUUUUUAUGUGUUAAUUUGAGUUACUUCCAUUCAUCAUCAUCAGCUAUCUUGUCUUUUGGGAGUUCAGUUUCAGUCCCCAAAAUGGCCUUGUUUAAUUUUUCAACUGUUACACCUUCUUUUGAUGAUGAUUUAAUUCUAAAGUUCUCUUCUUUUUCAUUUUCUUGAAGAAGAAGACUUCAAUUUAAACAUCACUACUCUUUCCCUCAGCUGUUUCUUUUGUUUGUUUUCUUGAGGUUUCUUGAUUGUUGAGUCAGCCUUUUUUGUCUCUUUUUAUAAAUCCUAGAGAAUGCUGUUGUGUGCAUCAUUGCCAGGGCUGUGUCAUCAGAACAUGUUGGUAGGUGGUGCGAUGAAGGAACUUUCAGCAGCUAUGGCUUCUUUGAAUGUUUACAGCAGGUGUGAUUUUGAUGGUCGUGUUGGAUGUUGGAUUGGGAAUGAGAAAGGAAGAUGGAACAAAUUGGCUGCUGCAAGUACAAUGUCACCAAAGAAGAGGAGGUUGAGCAUUUCUCCUCUGGCUUCCUCUGCUCUAGCAGAAACCCGAUAUACAUCUAGAGCCGAAUUCUAUCAGGAGGUUCUUAAUGACGCCAGGAAAAAAUUUACCCAGGAGAUAUCUUUCCAAGCCAAGGACAAAGAUAUUUCGUUGGCGAAGGCUUUGCUUUUCGUGGCCUCUGAAGACGAGGCAUUUAUGGCUUUCAACCGUGAGAUGGAUGCUCAGUCACUCCAAAAUGAGAGGAGAUCUGCUUCAUUGCCUUCUCAGACCACAGAAUGGACAUCCGUGGAGGACAUGCCUCUUGCUGGAAAAAAAUUGAAUGAGUGGAUGGUUGAGUUGGAUGUCAUUGCGAGAGAAGUGGAGGCCGAGCUAGUUUCAAGGGAAAUAGGAUGCGAUUUAGUUGAAGUUUUAGAUGCAGUGAACAUGGUUCUUUUCAAUUCAAGGGGUUUCAAAAGGUCAUCUGUACUUGUGGAUUCGAAGUGUGCAUACAUGCAUUCAGUAUUAAGAUCUGGACAUUGUAGUGCAAUUUUGCUCAGCGUCAUCUAUAUUGAAGUCUGUCGAAGACUUAAUCUGACAAUUGUGGGAUCCCCAGUUGGGGAAGAUUUUUUGAUAUGGCCCCAAACUGGAAACCCUGAGGAGCUAUUCAAGGUUAUCUCUGGUCAUAGCUUGUUUGGUAUUGUUAAUGGGAAGUGUGUCGAUGACCCUAGAGCAAAGGCGUCUGAUAUCAAUAGCAAUUCGUUGCCGGGGCUUGAGUUAGCAACAAACCGAGAUAUUAUUGGAAUUGCUUUGGCUAAUUUGGUGAGGCUUCACUGGAAACGUGCUUCAAGAGCAAAUCAUGGUUUGAUGCUGACUUCUCCGCUGAGAUCUGUUGAUCAUGCAGAUGAUAAGUCUAACAAGACUAAUUGUCUGAAUGUCCCAUUGUUGCGGCCUCAAGAUUUGAGGUUCAAGAUGCUAAAUUGCAACCUUUGGCAUGAGAAAAGGAGAAUUGAGAAUUUUGGACGCAUAUUGAUAUUCUUAUUGAUUCUAACAUACUACCAAAAUUCUAACAUUCCAUUUAAAUAACCAUUUAAUGAAUCUUGCUCUGAUAAUAUAAUAAAUGCUUAUUCCUCCAUUUAAGUUUAUAACGAAACGAUCUAGGUUAAAAGAUUCCUCACUGAUCUAGCUUCAUAUUGGUAUUAAAAGUCCUUUCUAUUUCUAUACACUGAUCAAAUUGAAAAUGACUAGAUACUGCAUUAUGCAGAUUGACUUUCCUUCUAACAUAUUUUUAUAGCCUCGUCGCCCUUUUACUCCCUUACUGUUAUUUCUCUCCAUCUCUCCGACAUUCCUUUUAGAAAUCCAAGAAAGCUAACCUUAUCUUUCUCCCUUUCUGAUCUAUAUAGGAUUUGAUGCUUUUUUUUCCAAAGAUGCUAUCGAUACAAUAUACCAUGUUUGGAUGUAGUUAUUAUAUUUGAUAGUUGAGACCACUAAAUCUAUUGGUUCUUACAAAAUCUAGUCGAUUUGUCUAACCAAAUGUUGUUAAACAGGCAUGUAUGCUUGACCAGUGAUCAAAUGUUAAUUACUGGAGAAGGAAGUGGUGAGGGUGGGGGUUGUACACUGAAGUAACUAUGAUUAAGAGAUCACUUGUUUGAUACUGUGUUGCAUGUGUCCAGCAGCAUUUCUUCUAGUCUAUUACAUUAUAAUUUAUAUCAUCCCCUUCCACUAGAAAUGCAUGACGAUCUUUUUGCAUCUACCUUUCCUUUGACGGUUUCCCAUCUGUUUCUCUUUAGAGAUAUCCAUUCUGAACUUAUUCCUGUUUUUUUUCUUCUGUUGUGCAUUCUGUUAAGGUUGUAAUAACUGGUACCUGUUAUUUCUUUGUUGUAUAUCAAGUAACAACAGUGUAGGAAUUGAGUCAUUUGCCAAAUUGCAAACAGAGCCAACACAAUACUUGGCAUUUGAUGAUUAUCUCUUGAGCAUUAAGUUUUGUCUAACGUGCAGAACAAUGCUAGCCCCAAGUAAGGAUGGAUCAUUUUCCGUCUUAAUAUUCUUGGUGGCAUAAAAACAAAAAGAGCCAAGAUUUGUGUAUUCUUUUCUUAAAUAAGUGCAGGUGUUGUUCUCAAGUUAAGGUUUUCCCAGUUAUCACACACAAUGUCUGACCUUUUGCAUUAGGGCAUUAACUUGUGUGUAAUAUCUGUUCACUUAUAAUGACAUACUUUCUAGGCUGGCCAUUAUGGCUUCCGAAAGAUUGCUCAUUCUGCAGCCUCACAAUUGGGCUCUGAGGAGAGACCAUGGAAUGAUGUUGUACUAUAGUAGG
Capsicum annuum is the source of this 3010-nucleotide messenger RNA. RefSeq lists its product as uncharacterized. The record is from RefSeq and is a predicted model, not a curated record. The transcript has 8 exons. Lineage: Eukaryota; Viridiplantae; Streptophyta; Magnoliopsida; Solanales; Solanaceae. Bases 520 to 1782 code for a protein of 420 amino acids.